Messenger RNA from Malania oleifera, 2804 nucleotides. Its product is annotated as probable inactive receptor kinase At5g67200. The record is from RefSeq and is a predicted model, not a curated record. Lineage: Eukaryota; Viridiplantae; Streptophyta; Magnoliopsida; Santalales; Ximeniaceae. The coding region runs from base 369 to 2354 and encodes 661 amino acids. Gene Ontology annotation, molecular function: ATP binding; protein binding; protein kinase activity. The transcript has 2 exons. Gene Ontology annotation, biological process: protein phosphorylation.
AUGCAGCAACUCACGCGCCUGCUGAUCGUGUCCACGACCCUCAAUGUCUUUUCCCUCUGCAACACACAACGUGCAAAUGACGCGCUGAAUCCGCGCCACCAUUUCCGAACGCCAAUUACAGUAUCCCGUGACACUGAACUGAGCCCAACAGCCACUCAGCCAGCUGCUGCGCAGCUUUCAUCUUCUUCCUCCUCCUUCCCCGCCUCCUUUCUUCUCUCCUCGGAAACCUCACCCCACCUUUCCUACCAUUCACACUGCCAAAAGUAAAAAAUAAAAAUCCCGCACAGAUCAAUAGAUUCAGUACACCAUGAAACUUCCUCCAACACCCCAAAUAAUAAUUAUCUCAAAUCUCACCCCCUCCCCUCACAAUGCAUCCCGCCAUUAGACCCCACAAGUACUUCCUCUCCCGCCUUCUCCUCCUUCUCUGCUUCUUUCUCUCCUCGUGCUUGGCGAAGUUUCCGCCGUCCGUUUUCCCGCCGGCGACCCUUCUCCCCCCGUCCGACGCUGUCUCCCUCCUCUCCUUCAAGUCCAAGGCCGACUUGGACAACAGGCUUCUCUUCAACCUCAACGAGCGCUUCGAUUACUGCGUGUGGCAGGGAGUCAGCUGCGACCAGGGCCGGGUCGUCCGUCUCGCCUUCCAAGGCUUCAGCCUCCGCGGCGUCUUCCCCCCCGACUCCCUCGCCCGCCUCGACCAGCUCCGAGUCCUCAGUCUCAAGAACAACUCGCUCUCCGGUCCCAUUCCCGACCUCUCCGGACUCGUCAACCUCAAGUCCCUCUUCCUCGAACGCAACUCCUUUUCCGGCUACUUCCCUGCUUCCAUCGUCUCUCUUCACAGGCUUCGAUCUCUCGAUCUCUCCCACAACAACUUCACCGGUCCUAUCCCUCCCAGGCUGUCCAGUCUUGACCGGCUCAGCUCUCUCCGCCUCCAAUGGAACCGCUUCAACGGCUCCCUCCCUCCCCUGAACCAGUCGUCGCUCCAGGUCUUCAACGUUUCCGGCAACAACAUCACCGGGCCGAUACCAGUCACCGCAGCUCUCUCUCGCUUCGACGCGUCGUCGUUUUUGUGGAACCCUGGUCUUUGCGGCGAGGUCAUCAACAGAGCGUGCGGGUCUCGGCCUCCGUUUUUCGAAUCUUCCACCACGAUUCCGCCGCCGGGGCCGCUUACGCAGGGCGCGCAGUCACAAGGGACUGCGCUGUCUCCGCCGAUAUCGCUGAACAAGCACAAGAGAACUGCUCUAAUUCUAGGGUUUUGCAUUGGGUGUUCAGUACUAAUUUUGUCCGUUUUCAUAUUCCUGGCAUUUGGUAAAAAACAGAGUAAUAGGAGAGUCCCGAAGCAGGCCAUGGCGGCUUCAGAUAUUGGAAGUGCCGAUGCUCGAGCCGAGAAAACUGAAGUAUCGAAUGCAGUAGAAGAUAGCAACUUGGGGGAGAAGGGAAGGGGAAUUCAACGGGUGAGGAGAAGUGGGAAGUUGGUGUUCAGCGCAGGGGAGGUGGAGGCUUACACUCUGGAGCAGUUGAUGAGGGCUUCGGCUGAAAUGUUGGGCAGAGGUACGAUUGGGACUACGUAUAAAGCUGUGAUGGAUAAUCAGCUGAUAUUGUCCGUCAAGAGGCUGGACGUCAGCAAGACGGCGAUUACGAGUGGCGAGGCGUUUGAGCAGCACAUGGAGGCGGUGGGCGGGCUGCGCCACCCGAAUUUGGUACCGUUGAGAGCGUAUUUUCAGGCCAAGGAAGAGAGGCUCAUCGUCUACGAUUACCAACCCAAUGGCAGUCUCUUCUCUCUCAUUCACGGUUCAAGAUCAACCAGGGCAAGGCCUCUCCACUGGACAUCGUGCUUAAAGAUAGCAGAAGAUGUGGCACAGGGCCUCGCCUACAUCCACCAAGCAUCAAGGCUUGUCCAUGGCAACUUGAAGUCUUCCAAUGUUCUCCUUGGCUCCGACUUUGAGGCCUGUCUCACAGACAAUUGCCUAGCCAUCCUUGCACACUCAUCUUCCAACGAUGAUCCAGGCACAGCACGCUAUAAGGCUCCCGAAACCCGCAAGUCCAUCCACCAAGCCACUCCCAAGUCCGACGUCUACGCAUUUGGGGUUCUCUUACUGGAGAUUUUGACAGGUAAACACCCAUCGCAGCACCCAUUCCUUGUGCCCGCUGAUAUGCCAGAUUGGGUGUGUGCAAUGAGAGACGAUGAUGGAGGGGAAGACAACAGACUGGGAAUGCUUGUUGAAGUAGCUGCUAUUUGUAGCUUGACAUCUCCAGAGCAGAGGCCUGUGAUGCAGCAAGUGCUGAAGAUGAUACAGGAGAUUAAGGAAAGCGUAAUGGCUGAGGAUAACAAUGCCAAUGCCUUUCAUGGUUUUUCAUAGAGCUUUUGUUUUGUGUGCGCAUGCUUGGAAUCAAUUGUGCAAGAAAGAAUGAACAAGCUAUAAAGACUUCCUCGAGAGGAAUUGGGAACAGAUGUUUAAUUAAUUUGCGGGGCUAAAAUCUGAGGGCAUUGUUCUUGGUCUCAUUGAAUGAAAGUCCACCAUUGCCUCUUUCUUGGAAUUGUUUUUACUCCUUCAUUUUUUCAUUUAUUUGAUUUUCUUUUAAAAGAAGGUGCAAAUCAAAUCUUGUUACCAUAUAUGUAACUUCUAAAUUCUAAUGGCGGGUUGCUGAGCAAAGUUUUCCACCAAAUUGGACUAUUGGAUUUGUGGUGGUAUAUGGAAGUGGGCCAUAUGAUCUAAUGGUGUAGAUGUGAAUGUGGUACUUCUUGAUAUGUAGAUACAUAUGUAUGUAUGUAUGUAUGAAUAAAUUAAUUUAGCAUAUUUUGAAUUCCA